This is a messenger RNA of Pogonomyrmex barbatus (red harvester ant), 2446 nucleotides long. RefSeq names its product protein distal antenna (gene dan). Gene Ontology annotation, molecular function: DNA binding. The record is from RefSeq and is a predicted model, not a curated record. Lineage: Eukaryota; Metazoa; Arthropoda; Insecta; Hymenoptera; Formicidae.
GAGAGAGAGAGUCUUGGCAAAGGCGAUCAGAGUGGAGCCGGAGUGGAGCCGGAGUGCACGGGAAAUUGCGGUAGCAUACGUCAUUUAAAGACGGCGAUUACAAUCAGCGAGCGAAUAGCAUCUCGAAUCAGCCCUCUUGGACGAUCAAGUCCCUUGUGCGGAUUGGCUGGUGCAGUCACAACUGAGGAGCGGAGAGGAGCGCCGGGGAGUACCAACACGCUUCGUUUUACUCGCGCUAGCGCCGUCAACGGGAAAGGAGCAGAGGAGUGCGGAGAAGCGGCAAGGUGUAGAGGAGAGCUAGCAGCGGUGCCUUGCUUCAACGGAGGGCAGCAGUGUGUGUGCGAGAGCAGAGAAGAGGGGGAAGAAACGACAGAGAGAGAGAGAGAGAGAGAGAGAGAACGAGAGCGAGAGAAGAGGUGGUGGUUGUAGCAGCCCGACCGACCGACCGAGUUGUUUCAUUCAUAAAAAAGUUCUUUAUUACUCUCUGUGAGCGCAUGUGCUAUUCCACCACGGAGGAGGAACGAGUACUACUACACCUCCCCCGACUGGCUGCGACGGCGUAACCACGUUUACACACGGCAUUAUUUACUACUGUGCGAGAUACGAAUCAACGCCACACGCCGCACCGGCAGCGCGGCGUACAGAUCGUUGUGUUUCCAUCCGCGCUCGUGUCAGUCGUCGUUCUGUUCUUCAUCGGGAAAGGUGUUUGGUGCGUAUCUAUCUACCUCAAACCAGGAACGUGCGAUUUUGAAAAUUCUCGUCAGAAUCAAGUAGCCGAGAGAACAAGAAAAGAUAGAAGAGACACAACGAUAACAAGAAGCUCGAGUGUUGUUUUAAUAUCAUCAUUGUGAAAAUUUGUAUCAACCUGGAUCAACUCCAAGAGACCGCCGUGGACCUCUCCCGUGAAUCCGGGAGAGCUACCGGCCGAAAUCGUCGACGAAGACGAGAUAGACAUCCGACCUUAAAUAAUUAUACGGACAUAUUUGAGAAUCUCGACAUCGCGGGUCCCAGCACGAGUCAAGGGUCAAGACAGAGCAUGCCGCGCAACGACUCGUCGCGACAAGCGGGUAAGAGACCAAUGAGAGCUCUAACUCCAAUAGAAAAGUUCAACGCGAUCGAGCGUGUACAUGGUGGCGAAUCGAAAGCCGCUGUAGCUCGUGACAUUGGCGUACCGGAAUCUACAUUACGCGGGUGGUGUAAAUCGGAGCACAAGAUCCGCAUGCAAAUGGAAAACAUGAAGAAUUCAGGAACCUACGAUCCUGCUCUCACUACAUCCAGCUCGGAUAACAGUGAUAACAGUAGGCCAGGUUCCUCGUCAAGAUCGACACCGACCACCCAGCAAUCUGCUACGUUCGCGACUCCGAUAGGGACAACUCCCAUAACUAGAGACAGAACACUUGAAGACAUGGAAAUCGGACAAGCCGCGAAACGUAUUAAAUUGGAAAGUCUGCCCACCGUCAGCCCCAUGAUGAACAAUAUCUCCAUGUCGCCUAUCGCGUCUCAGUCGGUUGGAUUGAACGCUGACACGAUGGUCCAAACAUAUCUUCAACUACUCGCGACCAAUCCCGAUUUAAUGGAUUUAUUCAUCAAGGGACAAUAUUCGAAUUCAAUCCAUCCUUCUACCGUUACUUCUAGUGGAUAUCCACCAUCGAUUCUUAGAGAUCUCCAUAGAAAUGGUAUUCUUACCAACAUAACGAUGCCUAACAUGAUGCCGACGAGCAGUGUGAUUAAUGGAAAAAGAAAAUAUAGUGCUCCGGUAGUUUCAUCUAUGUCAACUGUCCUGCCAAAGGUCUCUUCCAAGAGGCAGAGUAGUCAGUCUCCCAUCGCGGAGAAACCAUACGGAAAUUCUUCCCAGUCAACAAACAACCAAACAUCUAUACCUUCAACGUCCGCUGACAAUGGCCACCACACGGGGGGUGCAACUGUCUUGCCGAAAUCACCUAAAGACUGUAAAAAACUGGACGCCAUAAUAUGUCAACUGCAACAGGGCUCUGGAUCAAAUGCGCGACUGUGUAAUAGCCCAGGAGACGAAGCCGUAUCCAAUAAUAGUAAUAUGAACAUAACAAAUAGUAACGUGAACAACAAUAAUAACGUUGAUCACGUCAACAACGAAACCCGAAAUUCGUCACCGAAUUCAUUGCCACCUGGCUUUUCCGAGAUACUCUCCUGCUGUACUAAACUCUUAGAAUGGUUGGACAAAUACGGAUCGGCGAUAUGUACCUUCCAACAAGUGACUCAAGUAAGAACGAUUCUUGAUAAUCUUACAAAUUGGGCAAAUUCUAAGGAAAGUGAGCCUAAAAAUAAAAGUAAUAAUGCAAGCUAGCUGAAAGAACGUAGGAAACGGCGCGUCAAUGUAUAACGGCGCGCCGUGAAUGUAUAAUGGCGUGUAUAUAUGUAUAUAUAUACAGGGUGCUUUCCAUUUAAUGACACAAGUAUCGACAAGUAU